UUCAGCUGUUCAAUUAGUAAUUAACAGAAAGCAAAGCGAUGGCGGAAAAGACCAGUGAUUCGCCAUAUCCAUUGGCGCCGAGCAAUGGCCAUUCACAAAAUGACCAAGUAUCGGCAUCGGCUAACUCAAAUGACCAAAGGAAAAGAAACCGAAUUAAGUGCCUGUUGUAUAUACUACUCUUUGCCGUGUUCCAGAUAGGAGUUAUAUUGGUUUUCUUAUUAAUGAUCAUGCGUGCAAAAAACCCGAAGUUCCGAGUUCAAGCAUCAUCGUUCGUGGACAGUGACUUUAACAUUGGAACGGAAGUUUCCCCUUCGUUCGACCUGCGAAUGAAUACACAAUUCACGGUGAAGAACACGAAUUUUGGUGACUUCAAGUACGAAGUUGGCAUGGUCACGUUUGCUUACAGGGGCACAUCGGUUGGGGAGGUCACGAUCAAGAAGGGUCGAGCUGGGAUUAGGUCGACCAAAAAAGUCGACGUUGUUGUCGAGUUGAGGUCGAGCAGUUUGUCAUCGAACACGACGGAUGGGGAAUUGGGGAGUGAUAUUAGCUCGGGAGUUCUGCCAUUGACGAGUUAUUCAAAGUUGGAAGGGAAGAUUCAUAUGAUGAAGGUGAUAAAGAGGAAGAAAUCUGCUCGAAUGAAUUGUACUAUGGAAAUUGAUAUCCAUUCCAGGAAAGUGGGAAAUAUUAUAUGCAAGUGAAGACGCUGGUUAAGGUUGUCGGAAUUUUGUUUACUUUGUCUUGUUUACAGCAGCA
Molecule: messenger RNA, 753 nt
Organism: Hibiscus syriacus
Lineage: Eukaryota; Viridiplantae; Streptophyta; Magnoliopsida; Malvales; Malvaceae
Product: late embryogenesis abundant protein At1g64065-like
Exons: 1
Coding region: 39-698 (219 amino acids)
Source: RefSeq, a predicted model, not a curated record